AAAGGAGGCUGCCAGUGACAAGCUGGUGAGUGUGCUGUAUCCUCCUGGUGUUUUUUGGAGCCCAGAGAUCUGUCUCCAUCUCCAACAUGCUGCUGUCGCUGCACUGGUUCUGGCUGGUCCUUUGGCUAUCUCUGAGAGCAGUGGAGGCCCAGUUUCCACGUCCCUGUACCACACCAGAGGCUCUGCAGGCCCGGACGUGUUGCCCCCUCUGGAAUGGCUCUCCUUGUGGGUUCAGCUCAGGUAGAGGAGUAUGUGCACCACAUCCUGCAAGAGACCUUCCAAAACCAGUGGACUACAGGGUGAGCUGGCCUCGUGCCUUUUAUGAUUCAGUGUGUACGUGCUGGGGAAACUAUGAUGGAUUCGACUGUGGUCAGUGCCUCCCAGGCUGGAAAGGACCCCAUUGUCAGCAACGGCACCAUGUUGAGAGGAAAGAGAUAACAGAUCUGACUGAUCCUGAGAGAGAGACGUUCCUCUCAAGCCUGCACCUGGCGAAACAGAGCCCCAGCAGCCGAUAUAUGAUCCUUACAAGCAACGACACAACAGUGGAUGGGAACUAUGCAUUUCACAACACAAGUGUGUACAAUCUGUACGUAUGGAUGCACUACUACUCUGCCAAGAGCUACGCUGGUUCUGAAAAUAAUGCUGCACACCGAGGUCCUGCUUUCACCUUCUGGCACCGAGUGUUUCUACUCUUCAUCGAGAGAGAGAUUAGGGAGCUCACUGGGAACCAAGACUUCUACAUCCCAUACUGGGACUGGACCAGAAGCAACCAUUGCAACAUCUGCACCAACAAGUACUUUGGGGGAGUUGGCCGAGAUGGUCGUAUAGACAGUGCUUCUCUUUUCUCAAAAUGGGAGACGAUAUGUCCAUUUCAGGAAAGUCUUGGCAUAAUCUGCAUCCACUCUGAUGCAUCCGAUCCUACACAUCUGAUCCGCAACCCUGGAAGGGAUCCAAUGUACAAAACACUGCCAACCGCCGAGGACGUUGAAGACACAAUGGCAACACCCGUUUUUGACACCCCUCCAUUUGACAUAACAUCUCGGAGAGGCUUCAGGAACAAGCUAGAAGGUUUUGAGAUUCCCAAUGAUUCCCGACACCUGAAUGCCUCUAUGCACAACCUGGUCCACAGAUAUCUCAAUGGCACCAUGUCUCUGGUGCCCACUGCAGCCAAUGACCCAAUAUUUAUGCUACAUCACAGCUUCAUUGACAAGCUUCUUGAGAGGUGGUUGCAGGACCACAGUACAGCAAGCUACCCUGACAGUGACGAGGUCCAUCCAGCCCAGAGAGCGCAGGCCUACAUGGCUCCUUUCUUCCCUCUUCGCACCAACAGCUACUACUGGGGCAGAGACACCUACAGCCUGGGUUACAGCUAUAAGGAACACAGUCUCUAUCGCUCUAGGGCUGGGAACAGCGAAGCAAAACAGGGUGCAGGGUUUCUAGAGGACUCUACAGGCAGCGGGGUCCAGUGGCAGUGGCCUGUUCUGGGUGUAUUCAGUAUUGUAUUGGUCUGUGUGGGUGUUGGAGCUGCUCUGAAAUGCAGAGACAAAAUGCGGAAGCCACAAGACGCUGAGACAGAGGAGAAGCAGACACAGUCUGAUUACAGGUCCAACUCUCUGUAUGCAGUCUGGGUUAAAGAGAGGAACGGGAACACUGACGAAUCACCAGCAGGUGAUGUUGCCUCUUGUGGGUCUCAUCCACAAAAUGCAGCGCCCAGACCUCCAUCAGAGGGGAGAGGAGACAAUAUGCAGUCAGCUGUGGAAGUACAGCUUUAGGUUCAAAUGGAUGAAGAGUGAAUCAGAUAGGAGUACGAACGAAAUAAGCCUGAACAGUGUAUAGGCCACCAACCACUAUAAUAAUAUAUCAGCACAGUAUCAGACUUGCUGGGUACACACUAUGGAGGAAUCAAGCCAGGGAAAUAUGUAUACCAUGCAUCAACGUUCUUUAUAACAUAUUUCCAAUGGAGCUAUUCACAUGAAAUGUACACCUGACAGUGAUAUUAAUUCAAUAAAACUAUACAGUCGCAUUCACUAUACACUGGACACUACACUAUACAGACACAUUCAAUGAGACUAUAAGUGGAACAACACAGGAAAAAAAUAUUGGACACGUCAACUGAAAUGUACUUAAUAACUGUUGGAGAUCAGCUUUCAUAAUGCCUCCUGUAUGGAGAAAUUAAUCUCUCACAGUGUUCACAUUGCAUUUUGGUCAAUACUUUUUCCUGUUAUUCCACUUUAUUGUGCAUAACUUUAAAAUGCAUAGUUAUACUGAGUUCACAAUAAUGUCUGGUGUAAAGUUCAUGUGAAUAGCUGCAUUUCAAAUAUGUUUAAUGAAAUUUUUUUUGAUGUGUUUAAUACUUAUUUCCCCCACUGUAAGGUUUCUUUUACAUCCUGCAUUUUGUCAGAGGUCCUUUCUAUUUCUGGAAUCUGUAAGUGUGUGUUGUGCUGUUUGUUCCAGUGAUUCCCAACUGGUGGGUCACGGGUCCAUUGUGAAUGGACCACAAGUGACUCACAAACAUGUCAAGUUUGUAAAAAAACACACUUAAUUUUAGAGUACAGUGAGUUUCCUGCACAGCGCUUUUAUUUUGAACUGCUGUUUCCUGCUGUGAGUGAUUAAUGGACAGCUACUUGACAGAGGCAGAUAAGUAGCUUCACAACACGGCCAAAAGCAGUUAUGAUGCUGAAUAUUUUAAACUGAGUGGACCUUGAACUUAUGACUAAGGGGAAAUCUUCUGUACCCCGUGGCUGGGCCAGUUGGGAACCACUGAUUUAUGCCAACUUGUUGCUCUCCACACACUAUAGUAACAGAACUGUUACAUUUAUCACUACAUGUCAGCAUGUGAGGUCUCUUUUUCAACAUCUGUUAAUAUUUGAAAACCUAUUGAUUUGUAUUGAUUUUUUUAGUCAACUGUUGAGAAAUGACACUCAUUUGCCAGUUUAUAAGAUGUAGCUUUAAGUGAUUCAGUCUAAUACAAGAGUCCUGUAAUAAAUCAUCACUUCAUGAAAA
This is a messenger RNA of Epinephelus moara (kelp grouper), 3003 nucleotides long. RefSeq names its product tyrosinase-like. Gene Ontology annotation, molecular function: oxidoreductase activity. The transcript is spliced from 6 exons. NCBI's taxonomy places the organism in Eukaryota, Metazoa, Chordata, Actinopteri, Perciformes, Serranidae. The record is from RefSeq and is a predicted model, not a curated record. Bases 87 to 1772 code for a protein of 561 amino acids.